Geodia barretti is the source of this 864-nucleotide messenger RNA. The record is from the annotation of a GenBank genome assembly. Lineage: Eukaryota; Metazoa; Porifera; Demospongiae; Tetractinellida; Geodiidae.
UAGUCCCACGUGAAGAAACAUGGCCGGUACUGCGACGUGUUCUCGCCCUGGCUAUCUCUCUUUUCUCAAACAUCUGAAGGAGUUGGAGUCAGCAGUAACAGAUCCAGGGGGUCUGGCGGUGGAACUGUACAGCAAUGGCCUGAUAGAUAGAGUGACGCGACAGAGAGCGUCCCUCGUUUCCGUGACGCAACUAGAGCGUAGUCGAGAACUGCUACAGAAGUUGGAGGAUAAAAUCGAGUCAGAGGAGUCCGUUUUUGACCUACUUAUAUCUAUACUUGUUAAACAUCCGACAAUGGAGGACAUAUGCACGAAGUUGAAGACUACCAGAGAUGAGCUCAAAGAUGACAUAAUACAGGGCCGAAAUGCACCUGAAGAGCACCAGUCAUCAUGGAUCACCACAAGAAUGAUCUUUAUAAUAUUCACACUGCUUAUCAUCAUACUUGGUGUGCUGUGGCCUAAGCUGGACUGCUACCAGCUGGGACUCUGCCACUCAAAGAGUCUGCCAUCUGUGAGUCAUUUUGUCGGUCGAGAGGAAGACAUUCGCAACAUCACUGGCUACCUUGACUUCUACACCUCAGAUGUUCAGGUAGUUCACAUUGUUGGACCUCCUGGGUUCGGUAAAUCCACUCUGGCCAUGAAAAUUGGGGAAAUAUUCUAAGGAGAUGGGUUAGUGUUCAUUAUGUAGAUGUCGGUCAAAAAAUGGUUAGAGAUAUUGAUACUCUUGCUGAGAAGAUUGUACUCAGUAUGGUUGAGUCCCGUAAGACUAAGGUAACAUUCAGUGAUUUGGAGGAAAAGAUACGAAGCAAUAUUCAAAAACAUUAAUAAUACUAGACAACUGUGAUGAGAUUUUGGAGCAUUCAAAGG